Molecule: messenger RNA, 915 nt
Organism: Chaetomium fimeti
Lineage: Eukaryota; Fungi; Ascomycota; Sordariomycetes; Sordariales; Chaetomiaceae
Exons: 3
Coding region: 282-806 (174 amino acids)
Source: RefSeq, a predicted model, not a curated record
AAACGGCAGCUAGGCCUGGCACUCACAUAACCAUAUAGAUUACUCGGAGAUUUAAACCCAAAUUGUCUGGCGAUCAAGGUUUCUUGGUCCUGAGUAUUUACCCGACAAGCUCCGGAUGGAACGGUGCCCCCUGAACACCAGCGCAUGGUGCACCCAGCACCAUAUACAGAAUACAUGUAUAUCCCCUUCCCACAUCACCCCUUCACCCCGGCCACCACACUACCCAAACCUCAACACCACACCACCAACCCCCCCCCUUCCAAAAGAAAGAAGAAUCAAAAAUGCAUCUCCUCCCCGCCCUAACCGCCGCCGCCCUCCUAGCGGCGCCCCUCGGCAGCCUGGCCGCCCCGGCCGGCGACGCCUCCUCGGUGCCGCAGUUGUUCCAGUCCCUCCAGGCGCGCGAGAACCUCUGCCACCUGCAGACGCCGCCGCAGCUGUGCACGCCGGACCCGUCGGUCUCGGUCGAGGAGACGGCGCGGCGCGCGUACCAGUUCUAUCGCGCCUUCGUUGUUGAUGGCGAUCCGCGGACCAUGUUCUCGCUUAUUGAUGAUGUGUAUCAGCAACACAACCCGGGCUAUGCGAGCGGCCCGCAGGCCAUCUGGCCCCUGUUUUGCAGCGGCCGCAAGAUUGGGAAUGAGCAGGGCACGGACUGGUGUUUUGAUGCGGCUACGAACAUGUCGUACGCGCGGUACUCGACUAUCGACAGGUGGCGCUGGGUUGACGGGUGUGUUCACGAGCAUUGGGACCAAGGAGAAAGGUUCCCCACAGAAGGGUGCUAUGAGCUGCCGACAAAUGCGACGGCUUAAGGCCGUGGUUAAUACCUGCGGAUUAGGGGGGUGGGUUGCUAAGGCGGAGUCGAGAACAGAUUGGAGAAAGGUUGGCUCGCGUGUGUCGUCUACCCGGGCGGCGUGUCUC